Homo sapiens (human) is the source of this 1681-nucleotide messenger RNA. RefSeq names its product hydroxyacylglutathione hydrolase like (gene HAGHL). The coding region runs from base 405 to 1058 and encodes 217 amino acids. The transcript has 7 exons. The record is from RefSeq and is a predicted model, not a curated record. Lineage: Eukaryota; Metazoa; Chordata; Mammalia; Primates; Hominidae.
AGUCUGUCCUUCGGGUCCUCAGCACAGCCGUGCCGGUGAGGCGGGCGGCGGGGGAACGCGGCUGUCCCGGGUCAGGGGUCUUGCGGCGGCAGGGCGGGGGGCCGAGGGGCGGGGCCUGGGAGGAAGGCGUGGCCUUUGGGGACUGGGGCUCGGACUGGGGGCGGAGCCGGGGCUGGUUGGGGACCGGCCGGGUUCCGCUCCUGCUGGAGCCCGGUGCGUGGAAUUCCACGCGAGUGCCGGGGAGUUCCUGGGGAGCCGGGCUUCUCUUUUGGCCCCCAGCGUGUUGACCGAGCCCGCUUCGCACAGCCCUUCCUAGGGUGUGGAGAGCGGGCCCCGCCCUGAAGGGGCACCGUGGGCUGGGGGGCCUGUUUUGGAGCAGGCACCGGUGGCCGAGCUCCGUGACCAUGAAGGUCAAGGUCAUCCCCGUGCUCGAGGACAACUACAUGUACCUGGUCAUCGAGGAGCUCACGCGCGAGGCGGUGGCCGUGGACGUGGCUGUGCCCAAGAGGCUGCUGGAGAUCGUGGGCCGGGAGGGGGUGUCUCUGACCGCUGUGCUGACCACCCACCAUCACUGGGACCACGCGCGGGGAAACCCGGAGCUGGCGCGGCUUCGUCCCGGGCUGGCGGUGCUGGGCGCGGACGAGCGCAUCUUCUCGCUGACGCGCAGGCUGGCGCACGGCGAGGAGCUGCGGUUCGGGGCCAUCCACGUGCGUUGCCUCCUGACGCCCGGCCACACCGCCGGCCACAUGAGCUACUUCCUGUGGGAGGACGAUUGCCCGGACCCACCCGCCCUGUUCUCGGGCGACGCGCUGUCGGUGGCCGGCUGCGGCUCGUGCCUGGAGGGCAGCGCCCAGCAGAUGUACCAGAGCCUGGCCGAGCUGGGUACCCUGCCCCCCGAGACGGUGUUCUGCGGCCACGAGCACACGCUUAGCAACCUGGAGUUUGCCCAGAAAGUGGAGCCCUGCAACGACCACAAGAGGGAUGAGGAUGACGUGCCCACUGUGCCGUCGACUCUGGGCGAGGAGCGCCUCUACAACCCCUUCCUGCGGGUGGCGUGAGUAUGGCUGUUGUCCCGGGGCCUCCACCGUUACGUGGACCCUUAGGAAGGCAUCUGGGGACUGCGUGUUGGGCUGAGUGAGCAUCUCUGGCUUGGGGGAGGCUGCUCAUUAAGUGCCUGCCUGCCCGCCCACCCCUCGGCGCCAUGCUCCCGCGUGGGCAGCGGGCCCUGCGCCUCACUGCACCCCUCCCUGCAGAGAGGAGCCGGUGCGCAAGUUCACGGGCAAGGCGGUCCCCGCCGACGUCCUGGAGGCGCUAUGCAAGGAGCGGGCGCGCUUCGAACAGGCGGGCGAGCCGCGGCAGCCACAGGCGCGGGCCCUCCUUGCGCUGCAGUGGGGGCUCCUGAGUGCAGCCCCACACGACUGAGCCACCCAGACCCUCACAGGGCUGGGGCCUGCGUCCCUCCUCGUGACCUCGGCCAGCUGGACCCACAUGAGGGCCACCUCUGGAACCUUCUUCGAGGCCCUGGCCAGCCAUCUGCCCAGCCUCGGAGGGUGGGCAACCUGGUGCUUCCCGGGUGGACACACAGGACCACUCAGUGGGGCCUGUGUGGGCGCCGAGACCUGGGUGUCUGGGAAGUGGGGCACACGGGGCCUCCGAACUAUGAAUAAAGCUUUGAAAGGCC